Messenger RNA from Nymphaea colorata (pocket water lily), 498 nucleotides. RefSeq lists its product as uncharacterized. NCBI's taxonomy places the organism in Eukaryota, Viridiplantae, Streptophyta, Magnoliopsida, Nymphaeales, Nymphaeaceae. Bases 1 to 498 code for a protein of 165 amino acids. The transcript has 2 exons. The record is from RefSeq and is a predicted model, not a curated record.
AUGAAGUCAGGCGGCAAUCUAAAGCCAAAAGCUUAUAAGGCCAUUGAACAAAAGAUGAUAGAAAAGUUUGGGCCAGGUUUCACAGUAGAAAAAAUAAAAAACAAGUUGAAGAUUACAAAAGCAGAUUACAACAUAUGCAAGCAAAUUUUGACAACAAGUGGGUUUGGUUGGAACCCAACACACAAGUGCGUAGAUGUUGACAAUGAAGUUUGGGCCGUCUACAUUCAGAAAUUCCCUGAGAGGCAGAAAUUUAAAGGAGAGCAAAAAUGGAAACACUAUGAAGAGUUACAUGAAGUGUACGGUCCAUCAACUGCCACAGGUCGUGAUGCUAAUAAUUGUACUUCGUUCAUGAUGACUGAAGACUAUGAGUCUAAUCAUGCAGCAGAGACCCCUAUAACCCAUACGCCUGAUUUGGGGAUAAAUAUUGAUGAAAAUAUAAGUUUCACACAAAUGUUGAAUAGUGAUUCUCCUAUACCAUCACCGGCACAUGUUCAAUAA